GUAGGUGACAGCUACUGCACGUUUACCACUGCUGCAGCGGCUCGGUGGUUCCUCUACUAUCGAUAUUGAUACUUCAAUUGAUAUUGAUAUCGAUUCGGUGCCAAAUAUCGAGAGCACCGGCGCUGCUUCUUUCGCGCUUCCCCCACCUACUCAUUGAAUAUCAGCGUUGACUGUUAACCGGCGCCCAUCAUGUCGUUCUUAUUCUCCACUCCUGUCGAUAUCGACAUUGUCCUCGAGGACUCCGAUGAGCGGUCCAUGGUCGAUGUAAAGCUUGAUAAGAACCGCCGCGAGAAAGCACCAUUGUAUCUAGAUGGCGAGUCUGUCAAGGGUGCCGUCACUAUCCGGCCCAAGGACGGCAAGCGUCUCGAGCAUACCGGUAUUAAGGUGCAAUUCAUUGGAACAAUAGAAAUGUUCUAUGACCGUGGAAAUCACUACGAAUUUCUCUCCCUGGGCCAAGAAUUGGCUGCUCCCGGAGAGCUCCAACAUCCACAGACUUUUGACUUUAACUUUAAAAAUGUCGAGAAGCAAUACGAGUCAUAUAAUGGCAUCAAUGUCAAACUGCGGUACUUUAUCCGCGUAACGGUAUCGCGCCGCAUGGCCGACGUCAUUCGCGAAAAGGACAUUUGGGUGUACUCAUACAGCAUCCCGCCCGAAAACAACACCUCGAUAAAAAUGGACGUUGGUAUCGAGGACUGUCUGCAUAUUGAGUUUGAAUAUUCAAAGUCCAAGUAUCACCUCAAGGACGUUAUCGUAGGACGAAUCUAUUUCCUCCUCGUGCGCCUCAAGAUUAAGCAUAUGGAGCUGUCGAUUAUACGACGGGAAACGACGGGUGUUGCACCAAAUCAGUACAACGAGAGCGAAACACUGGUCAGAUUCGAGAUUAUGGAUGGAUCCCCAUCACGAGGCGAGACAAUCCCGAUCCGUCUCUUCCUCGGCGGCUUCGACUUGACUCCAACCUUCCGUGAGGUCAACAAGAAAUACUCGACGCGGUAUUACCUGAGUCUCGUGCUCAUUGAUGAGGAUGCUCGGAGAUACUUUAAGCAGUCCGAGAUUGUACUCUACCGACAACCCCCAGAGUUUCUAGCCGCCCCGCAACAGACGCCAUUCAUUGGACCUGCAUAAGAGCCAGCUUCGACUUCACGAACCAUCCUUAUUUUACGGC
Messenger RNA from Xylona heveae TC161, 1162 nucleotides. Its product is annotated as vacuolar protein sorting-associated protein 26. Lineage: Eukaryota; Fungi; Ascomycota; Xylonomycetes; Xylonales; Xylonaceae. Bases 190 to 1122 code for a protein of 310 amino acids. Gene Ontology annotation, biological process: intracellular protein transport; retrograde transport, endosome to Golgi. The record is from RefSeq and is a predicted model, not a curated record. Gene Ontology annotation, cellular component: retromer complex; endosome. The transcript has 5 exons.